Prunus armeniaca (apricot) is the source of this 1524-nucleotide messenger RNA. The record is from the annotation of a GenBank genome assembly. NCBI's taxonomy places the organism in Eukaryota, Viridiplantae, Streptophyta, Magnoliopsida, Rosales, Rosaceae.
AUGGCAAAUUGCUAUCUAUUGGCCUCUGGACCAUCACAAAGCAUUCUUGCCCCCAGUAAUAACAAAUGCGUAAGUGAAGUAUUAGAGAUGUUUAUCGCACUAAUUUCCAGUAACAAUACCCCUUGUGUUUCGAUUCCUGGCUCCGCCACUGCCGGCAAUGGAACUGAAUGCUCACCAUAUGAGGAAGAAAUCCCUUGGUACGACGAGAUCAUAAGGCACAUAAUCCAGAAAGUAGGCGAGUGGAGUCCUCAACUCUGCGGUCUUGACCCCAUAUACAGGCUCUUCCACUUUGAUAGGCGUUUCCCUACGUAUCAUUCCAGAUUAUACCUUGGCCAGCUUCUGGGAUGUGCAGUCGCUUCCCUAGCAAUAUACCUGGCAGCCAAAUUUUCAUUGGGUUUUUGUUGUUUAAUUGCACUGCUAAUAUACAAAUGGCGAAGAAGGCACUUGUCAAUGUAUGACAAUAUAGAAGACUUUCUACGGAGUAAUCAUAAUCUCAUGCCAAUAAGGUACUCUUACUCGGACAUCAAAAAGAUGACCAGAGGUUUCAAGGACAAAUUGGGGGAAGGAGGCUAUGGCUCUGUAUACAAGGCAAAGCUCCGUAGUGGUCGCCUUGUAGCCAUCAAGAUGUUGGGUAAGUCCAAAACCAAUGGGCAAGACUUUAUUAAUGAAGUUGGUACCAUUGGAAGGAUUCGUCAUGUUAACGUUGUGCGACUUAUUGGCUUCUGUGUUGAUGGUUCAAAACGUGCUCUAGUAUAUGAUUUCAUGCCUAAUGGGUCUCUUGACAAAUACAUUUUUUCUCAACAAAGAGAUGUGUCUUUAAGUUGCCAGAAAAUAUUUGAAAUCGCACUUGGAGUGGCUCGUGGUAUUGAUUACCUCCAUCAAGGCUGUGACAUGCAAAUUUUGCACUUUGACAUCAAGCCUCACAACAUUCUUCUAGACGAGAAUUUUACUCCCAAGGUCUCUGAUUUUGGGUUAGCAAAGCUAUAUCCAUUGGAUAAUAGCAUUGUAUCUUUGACUGCAGCAAGAGGAACCAUGGGAUACAUUGCUCCAGAACUGUUCUACAAAAACAUUGGAGGUGUUUCCUACAAAGCCGAUGUGUAUAGUUUUGGAAUGCUAUUGAUGGAAAUGGCUGGUAGAAGGAAAAACCUGAAUGCGGAUAUAGAACAAUCAAGCCAAUUUAGCCAAAUCUACUUUCCAACAUGGGUUUCUGAUCAGUUGAAGGCAGGAAAGGACAUAGAAAUAGGAGAUGAUGCAACAGAUGAGGAAAAGAAGAUCAUAAAGAAGAUGAUGAUGGUGGCUUUAUGGUGCAUACAAAUGAAGCCUAUCGAACGCCCUUCAAUGAAUAAAGUGGUGGAGAUGCUUGAAGGAGAAAUUGAGAGCCUCCAAAUGCCGCCAAGGCCUUUCUUAUACCCACAACAAAUUCCUGCAGAUGAAGUUGGUGUGGACAAUCGAAGUCCCUGUGUGUCAAGUGCUUCAGAAUCUGAAGAGAUUACUUUGAUUGCGGAUGCAAACGAAGUGAAUUAA